CCAAAAAUGAACAAUGAAAAUACAACAACAACAACUACAGCAACAACAACGAACUUGACGCCAACAACGACAAUUACGGGAACAUCUAUACUACUACCGACAUAUCGGAAUCCAAUAAUGAAAUCCGAGGAGGACGACCUAAUCGCCUUCAACCAGGAGACGAUUAAGAGUACUACCGGACGUACCAGUAACAGUACACCGAUAGUGACAGCAGCGGAAACCGCCAAACCAAGAGUGGAAGCCUCCACUUCCAAUGCUGCCAUUAGCACCAACCAAAGUGCACUGGUAGCUAAAGUAGACAACCGCCACAAGAAACGCAAAAAAACACAGAAUCAACUGAGGAAACGCCGGUACCAGCAAGCAGUCUUUAUACUUGGUAAGAAGGCCAAAGAUCAGGAAGCCGGAACCCCAGUAGAUGAGGACGAAAUCAAGCGCCUUAAACAGAUAGUGGAGGAUUACGAAAUCUUCCUGAAAAAGAAGCAAUCCGAAUCUCAAAACGAAAGUACAAAUCAAAGCAGUUCCCUAAAAAGGAAUCACUCAAUCACCGAAUCGCAAGGCACUCUGCCCAAAAAACCUAGGCGGAGUGAAGGGGAACAAAGCAGCUCAACAGCGGCAAGACAUUUCUGCGAUGUAGCCAGAGAUGGCCUACAAGUAGCCGUUAUAGACGUCAACUCCUCCUCACCAAGCACAGUGCAGGAACGAUGGGUGGAGAUCGACGUCAGAUUGUCGAGUAUGGUGCUAAGCUAUGUACUUGACAAUCCUGCGGGUCCUUACCCUGAGUUUGACUCUUCUGAAACCGUCAGGGGUUACAGGGUCAUCAAGUGCGCGGACCAGAGCUCUCUAGAUUUCCUAACGGGUAGCGUUGCUAAAAUUAGCAACGCCUUUGUAGGCCUCCAACUGAGGCUUAUACCCGCCAAGGAUAUCCCGAAGAGACCUCGUGCUCGCAUUUGGCUACCUCCUCUAGAGGACCCAGGCGAAAAACUCCUCAAGUGUAUCAAGCUGCAAAACAGAACUAUACCAGGUAUAAAUAAGUGGCAGCUGAUUAAGGAGGAGAAACCAAACAAAGCAAGUAGACCAAUUCUAGUGGCGAUUUGCGAUGAGUCCAUAGAAGCUCUUACGAAGGCUGACAACAAAAUCAGCUUCGGCAUUCGCAAGGCCAGGAUAAAAAUCUUCCAAGGCGACAAAGCGGCUGACGAAGACGACACGGACGAGGUCGACGACGCUAGCCAGCUGCUAAGGAACGGUGACAUCAAGGAACCCCAAGAUGAACAAUAACCUUAGAUAUGUGCAGAUAAAACUGCAGCACUCGAAUAGUGCUACAGCCAAUCUGACAACGCUUAUUAACGAGAGGGCAUCGACAUCAGCCUUAUACAGGAGUUUCGGUUAAUGAAGACACUAUUAAAGAGCCAAACAGCAGUAACGGUAACAUUAUUUACACACGUAACGAAGUAGAGCAGAUAUCACAGUAGAGCAAAAGAAAAAUACCAUACCACCGGCAUCACUCAUUAAAGUAAGCGAGGACAACAAAAAAGGAUGACUUCCUAAUAAGGUGUGAUGCCAACGCAAGGCACACCUUAUGGGGAAGCGCCAAUACAAACACCAGAGCGCACUCUGGGCUUACAUUAAGCUGCUGCGUCUAACCAAAAGAUAUGAACGUGAAAAUCUCACCAUCGCCGACAUAUUCCAAAUGCAAGUCAAACAGAAUCCAAAUAAAUAUGCGAUAAUCAGCGAGACACAACAAUGGACCUUUCGUCAAUUGGAUGAAUUUUCAAAUCGCGUUGCGAACCUCUUUCAUGCACAAGGCUUUCGCAAGGGUGACGUGGUCGGCUUGCUAUUAGAGAAUCGCGCUGAAUUCGUCGGCAUUUGGUUGGGUUUGUCGAAAAUCGGCGUUAUCACACCAUUGAUCAACACCAAUCAGCGUGGCCCAUCACUUUUACACAGCAUUACUGUGGCGCACUGUAAAUCCUUGAUUUUCGGUGAAGGUUUCAAAGAUGCCGUAGAAGAUGUACGUAAUGAUAUACCCGCUGAUGUGCCGCUAUAUCAAUUCAAUAAUGAAGCAAAUGGGGAGGUAAUCGCAACGGCGCGUGAUAUGACUACAUUGCUGGAAACGGUAGAGAGACGUAAAGUAGCGACCACAGCGGAUCGCGCCAAUCAUCAUGAUCGUCUGGUCUAUAUCUAUACGUCGGGUACGACUGGAUUGCCUAAGGCGGCGGUGAUCUCACACGCGCGCUAUCUUUUCAUUGCGGCUGGCAUUAACUAUACCAUGGGUUUCCGUCAGGACGAUAUCUUCUAUACACCACUACCACUCUAUCAUACUGCCGGCGGCAUUAUGAGUAUGGGUCAGUCUGUUCUAUUUGGUUCUACCGUAGCGAUACGCAAGAAGUUCUCCGCCUCCGGCUACUUUGCUGAUUGUGUCAAAUUCCAGGCUACCGUCGGUCAAUACAUUGGCGAGAUGGCACGUUAUAUACUCGCUACCCCAGCAUCCCCCAACGAUCGCGCCCAUCAAGUGCGUCUCAUUUUCGGCAAUGGUUUGCGGCCGCAAAUCUGGCCACAAUUCGUCGAACGUUUCAAUAUACCCAAAGUAGGUGAAUUCUAUGGCGCUACGGAGGGUAAUGCAAAUAUUAUGAAUAAUGAUAGCACAGUCGGUGCGAUUGGUUUCGUCUCACGUAUACUGCCGAAAGUAUAUCCCAUCUCAAUACUGCGUGCCGAUCCUGAUACCGGUGAGCCAAUACGCGGCACCGACGGCCUCUGUCAACUAUGUGAACCCAACGAACCUGGCGUAUUUAUUGGUAAAAUUGUUAAAGGUAAUUCAGCACGUGAAUUUCUCGGUUAUGUGGAUGAGAAAGCUUCGGCAAAGAAAAUCGUACACGACGUAUUUCACAAAGGAGAUAUGGCUUUCCUCUCCGGUGAUCUUUUGGUUGCGGAUGAACGCGGUUAUUUGUUCUUUAAAGAUCGUACCGGCGAUACAUUCCGCUGGAAGGGUGAAAAUGUGUCGACUAGCGAGGUGGAGGCGCAGGUUAGCAAUGUUGCAGGUUAUAAGGAUACUGUUGUUUACGGCGUAACCAUACCACAUACCGAGGGACGAGCUGGCAUGGCUGCUAUUUAUGAUCCUAACAACGAAGUGAAUUUGGAGGUGUUCGCCGAGAAAUUGGCGAAGGUUUUGCCUACGUAUGCGCGUCCACAAUUUCUACGUUUCCUCACCAAAAUCGAUAUGACCGGCACAUUUAAGUUGCGCAAAGUGGACUUGCAAAAGGAGGGUUUCGAUCCUACUACCAUUAAAGAUACAAUUUACUAUCAGACGCCGAAAGGCCGCUAUGAAAUGCUGACACCGGAGAUUUAUGAAAAAAUCAAUGCUCACGAAUUGCGUUUUUAAGCGCAUUUAAUCACUGUUGAACGCGUCGCCUCUUUUGUGAGGUUAUGUUUGCCUGUUUUCUAGAGUUUAAGCAUUUUCUAUUAAAAUAAAAAAACUUUGUUACGUUAGUUUUUAGUACACUCUUUGUUCACACAAAGUUUGUCAACUAAAGAUCAACUAUACUUUUUUUAUUACUUCGUACAAUCAUAUGUAAAAAUUGUUAUCUUGCUGUUAGAAUUAGUUGGUAGAAUAAUAACAUUAUGUAGUAUAACACUUGUAAAUAUAAAUUGUUUACACUAGGUUCGACGAAUUUCUAUCGAUUAAACGAUAAUUGUUUGAUAAGAAACUAUUACAGCUUAAGUUUAUUCUAGCUGAAUUCCUUUAAAAUACUAUAUAAGACGGUUGAGGUUUACGUACCUAAAGCUGUUAAAGACUUUAAAUACAUAAUAUAUAUAUAUAUAUAUACAUAUUUCUAGUACGCACAAACCGAUUUGGAAAAUAAAAUGAGAUUAAAGUUUCAAUAAAUUUUUUAAUUUUAA
Molecule: messenger RNA, 3891 nt
Organism: Bactrocera dorsalis (oriental fruit fly)
Lineage: Eukaryota; Metazoa; Arthropoda; Insecta; Diptera; Tephritidae
Product: long-chain fatty acid transport protein 4
Exons: 5
Coding region: 1577-3373 (598 amino acids)
Biological process (GO): triglyceride homeostasis
Cellular component (GO): endoplasmic reticulum
Molecular function (GO): long-chain fatty acid-CoA ligase activity; long-chain fatty acid transmembrane transporter activity
Source: RefSeq, a predicted model, not a curated record